Messenger RNA from Coregonus sp. 'balchen', 4498 nucleotides. NCBI's taxonomy places the organism in Eukaryota, Metazoa, Chordata, Actinopteri, Salmoniformes, Salmonidae. The record is from the annotation of a GenBank genome assembly.
GCCAUUAGAAGAAGAAGAAGGCAUAUCAUGUGAUCUACCAUUACGGAAAUGGUCUGGAAUAAAUAAACCGAGAAACUAGUCAGCUAGCCAGGUCAAAUACAUCAUCAUUUGAAAAUAAGUUACACUAAUGUAGGUGUGUUCGAGAAGUUUAGCUAUAUAUAUGAAAUAUCAUGUCUUCAAGCCAUGCCAAAGUCGCGGUUGGUGUAUCCAAAGACUCGAGUUUUUUGGGAGGAAGGAUACCAUCGGAAAUCGAAAUCAUGGCUAAACAGCUGAAGGAUUUAGACCAAGAAAUGUUUAGAAAAAUACUGAAAGGUUGGUUAUUAAAUUGCAUGCCAUUAACUUAGGUAUAUUGUUAAAUUAAUUAGUUUCCAUUUCUCUCUCUCUCCCCGGUUUGUCCACACACACACGUUAACCAUUUUGACAUCACUUUUCUUGUGUCUAUUCCCAGCGGUGGUGAAUGCUAUUGAGGGCAAGGACUGCAGAGAAGCAAUGAAGGCUAUUGCGGAAAAUGCUGCCCUCCCUGAAGAACGGUUGAGUUAUGUUGUGGCUGGAAUGUACAGACUCCUAAAAGAGGCAUUACGUAUCCCCACAUCAUCUUUAAAACAAGAGGUAAGGAACUGGUUGUUGUUAUGUUGUAUUAAAACCAUACUCUCAUACACAAUGCUCAGGUUGGAUUUCUAGACAACGUCUGAUUUCAUGACUCCUUCAUAACGUCUACAAUAAAAUGUUUUACCUCUUCUAGGUCUUCAAAGAAGAUCUAAGGGAACUAAAGUAGGUUCUUCCAUGUGUCACCUUCAGCACCUCAUCACAUCUCAAAGCUGUGAAGCAUCACAGUUUAUCUUGCCUAUAUCAAGGAAUUUAACAACUACUUACAAUAGGCCAGGGAUCAUCAACUAGAUUCAGCCACGGAUGGUAGGGGGCCUAAUUACAAAUAAUUUGUAGACCGUAAAUUGUCCGCAAGAAGCCCAAACAGAUAUUUGACCAAAACAUAAUCAUUUCAAACCCUGCUUGUAUUUAUAUACGAUCACGUGUCUCUCUGUUUUUACAGUCUAUUAUUUGCUCAGAGAACUUAGGGGGCCAAAUAAAACCACCCACGGGCUAAAUUCGUCCUGCGGGCCGCCAGUUGGGGAACCCUGCAAUAGGCAAUCCAAGAACCCCAUAAUUUGUUUAUAACAGAAGGAGCUGGCAGUAUAUUAGAUCACACACAUUACAAAAUGUCAGUGUGUAAAUGACCCCAAAGGUUUUUUUGUGUUUUUUUUUGUUGCAUUUAUCGUAAUAUGAAACACUGACUAUACACUUGGCAGUCUACAUUAUUCAAAGCAAUGAUUCAUACUGUACCAUCAAAAUAUUAUAUGGAAAUGUUUUGAAUUGUUUUCAGCUGACAUUCCAUUCUUUCAUUGUAGGAUAGCUGAGGAAUUCAUCAUAGACUUUGCAAGUGUGGUGUUUGGCAAUCGGUAUGUUGACUGUUAUGGCUUAACAUUAGCCUAUAGUCCCACAAUUAAUUUUGUUGUUAUACAGUGCAUUCGGAAAGUAUUCAGACCCCUUCCCUUUUUCCACAUUUUGUUACGUUACAGCCUUAUUCUAAAAUGGAUUAAAUAGAUUUAUUUCCUCAUCGAUCUACACACAAUACCCCAUAAUGACAAAGCAAAAACAGGUUUUUAGAAAUGUUUGCAAAUGUAUUCAAAAUAAACAACAUAAAUACCUUAUAUACAUAACUAUUCAGACCCUUUGCUAUGAGACUCGAAGUUGAGCUCAGGUGAAUCCUGUUUCCAUUGAUCAUCCUUGAAAUGUUUCUACAAUUUGAUUGGAGUCCACCUGUGGUAAAUUCAAUUGAUUGGACAUGAUUUGGAAAGGCACACACCUGUCUAUAAGGUCCCACAGUUGACAGUGCAUGUCAAAGCAAAAACCAAGCCAUCAAGUCGAAGGAAUUGUCAGAAGAGCUCCGAGACAGGAUUGUGUUGAGGCACAGAUCUGGGGAAGGGUACCAAAGAAUGUCAGCAGCAUUGAAGGUCCCCAAGAAGACUGUGGCCUCCAUCAUUGUUAAAGGGAAGAAGUUUGGAACCACCAAGACCCUUCCUAGAGCUGGCCGCCCGGCCAAACUGAGCAAUCUAGGGAGAAGGGCCUUGGUCAGGGAGGUGACCAAGAACCCGAUGGUCACUCUGACAGAGCUCCAGAGUUCCUCUGUGGAGAUGGGAAAACCUUCCAGAUGGACAACCAUCUCUGCAGCACUCCACCAAAUCAGGCCUUUAUGGUAGAGUGGCCAGACGGAAGCCACUCCUCAGUAAAAGGCACACGACAGCCCGCUUGGAGUUUGCCAAAAGGCACCUAAAGGACUCUCAGACCAUGAGAAACAAGAUUCUCUGGUCUGAUGAAACCAAGAUUGAACUCUUUGGCCUGAAUGCCAAGCGUCACGUCUGGAGGAAACCUGGCACCAUCCCUACAGUGAAGCGUGGUGGCAGCAUCAUGCUGUGGGGAUGUUUUUCAGCAGCAGGAACUGGGAGACUAGUCAGGAUCGAGGGAAAGAUGAACGGAGCAAAGAACAGUGGCCCAGCCAGAUCCCGGACUUGAACCCGAUCGAACAUCUCUGGAGAGACCUGAAAAUAGCUGUGCAGCGACGCUCCCCAUCCAACCUGUCAGAGCUUGAGCGGAUCUGCAGAGAAUAAUGGGAGAAACUCCCUAAAUACAGGUGAGCCAAGGUUAUAGCAUCAGACCCAAGAAGACUUGAGGCUGUAAUCGCUGCCAAAGGUGCUUUAACAAAGUACUGAGUAAAGGGUCUGAAUACUUAUGUAAAUGUAAUAUUUUAUUUUAUACAUUUGCAAAAAUGUCUAAAAACCAGUUUUUGCUUUGUCAUUAUGGGCUAUUGUGUGUAGAUUGAUAAGGGGGGAAAAACAAUGUAAUCAAUUUAUGAAUCGGGCUGUAACGUAACAACAUUUUGAAAAAAAUCAAGGGGUCUGAAUACUUUCCGAAUGCACAAAAUGACAAACUUCAUGAAAAGGUUAUUUAUUUCUUAAACUAAAAUCCAGGUUUUCCAGCACUUAAGUGGUGGGUUUAUUGUGCACAGAGAAACCUGUGGUGCUGACUCUGUGAUUGUGUAUCAGCUCACUGUCCCUUGCUUUCACUGUGGUUGUUUUCAGACGAACAACACUGGAGGCAGUGACUAUGCAGCAGGGGCCUCGAUUACCCUCCCUUAAGGAUUUUAGAUGGAGAGUGGAUGUGGCCAUUUCAACAAGGUACACUAUAAUUUCUUCACUAUAACAUAGGAGGGUCAACUUUUUGAAGGAGAAAUUGAACAGAGAGAAUUAAACUGAGAAAAUAUUGUGAGAACUGUAAAUGUCCAUGAAAUGCAUGCAGUGUUAUCAUUAUAUAGUAGUACAAUAAAUGGUUUGAUAAAUAGUAAACACAUUUCAUUAUUGUGUAGUGAGAAUUUAAAAAUAAAACAUAAUUGCUUAAAGGCUCUGAUUUAAUAAUACAUGCAUCACAUAGUCUGUUGUUUUCUUGGAAGCUCCCUAGCUCGUGCCUUGCAGCCCUCCAUUUUAAUGCAGAUGAAGCUCUCAGAUGGAAAGGCCCAUCGCUUUGAGGUAAAAAUACUGUAACAACUUGCUGGUUAUGGCUUUGAUAUGCAUGUCUCCUCACAACUGGCUUACAAGGGUGAGGUUGAUUUUAAGUUUGUCUAAUGCAUAUAAAGAUUGUUACGUGUAAUUACUCAGCCUGUAAUUAUGUAGGCUUAUCACAGUUGUAAGUAGGUUACUAUGUAACAGUGUGUCCCUGCAUUAUACAACUGUAGCGACGACAUGGUUUAGACUAGAGAAUAUGGUUAACAUCUGUUUGAGACUAUCAACAUCUUAUGGUGAAGGAUUAUGAUAUAACUGUCUGGUAUUUCCAACACUUCCCUCAAACAUAAAUAUUGUACUGUGUUCAAACAAGCGAUCAGACAUUGCAUUUAUUCCAUAGUCCAUUUGUAUGACAGAGCUUGGUAUCAGCAUUCAUAGUGUUAAUAAGUGUUAUUUCCUUCAAUACAAUUUGGUAAUUUAAAGGUAGACUCAGCGAUAUGACCUAGAUGCAGAAAGAAAACAGCAUAGUUGAUCAAUUUCUACAACAACUAAGAGCGUUGAAGCGCGAGGCUCAACUUCUCCGCUGUUUUGGUCCCGUGGCUACCAUGUUGUAAAAGCGUGAAGCGAACCCGUGCACAUGCGCAGAUACUGUGUGAUGGCGAAGUUGUGCAUCUCACUCAUCGCAGUAUCUGCGUGCUGCUUUUGUUUCUCUCUAGGUGCCUGUUUCCAAGUUUCAAGAACUCCGGUACAACGUUGCGCUUAUUCUUAAAGAGAUGAAUGAUCUGGAGAAGAGAAGCGUUUUGAAGAUUCAAGAUUAACUGAGCAUGUCAGUAAGGUUAUUAAAGGCCAGUAAGUGGUUUCAUCAGGCAGGGUUUCUGCCAUAAAACGGAUUUAUAUCAUUUUGACAUGUCAUGUGUAGAUAUUAAAUAUGAUCAAUUGUACAAAAA